This is a messenger RNA of Spodoptera exigua (beet armyworm), 955 nucleotides long. Lineage: Eukaryota; Metazoa; Arthropoda; Insecta; Lepidoptera; Noctuidae. The record is from the annotation of a GenBank genome assembly.
AGUACCAAAUAUCUAUUUCAGUUUUUUAAUAGGUGUGCUCUAUGAUAGACGUGAUGGCUGCAAAAUAUAUUAUUUUGUUCUCCGCGUGCUUUGUGCUAGCCUUAACUGAAGAUAGUGGAUUGCAAACAGUUAAUGGAAGAAUUAAGAUCACUGUAGGUACCACGGCAGGUUGUUCUGACACAGUAAGUUUUAUUAACAAUCAGCUGAUACCAACUGUUGAAGCAUAUGGAGAUUUUCUUGAUAUUGAAUUUGUACCGUGGGGGAAGACAAGUUGGGUAGACAACGAAAUCUCAUGUCAAUUUGGUGUCCCCGACUGUUGGGCCAAUCGUCUACACAGAUGCGUUCUCGACAAACUGAAGAAUAAUCAAGCCGCCCAGCUUCACUACAUGGCUUGCGAGUUUUCCUCGCCACGCCCUUCAUAUCUGCGAGGAACUUAUCUCUGUGUUCAAGCUGUCGGCUUAAAUUUGCUCGAUGUUGACUACUGUGUCGCUAAUCCUAAAGACAAUUUGGAUAGAGAAGCUGCAGCGGCUGCUUUGGAGCCAAUAGCAGCAACGAACUUUAUUCCAUACGUUAUAUUCAAUGACAAAUUCAAUAUGGAACUUCACCAGAACGGUUAUAGAAGACUGGCGAGUUUGGUCUGUUUUGCUCUGGCGGAGGAUCCAAGUACUGGGGUAACUAACUGUUCUAUAUAAAAUAAUUUAUUUCAACUUAAUAUUGCGAAAGCAAAGAAAAAAGAGAAAGAAGAGAUUUUGUAAUUUAAGUCUUAGUUUUGACCACGUUUAAAUGACAAACAUGUAUAAUUGAUUAAUCGUCGUCACAUUGUUAUGAAUAAUGACUCAGUGAAAUUUUAUGUAUUAUAGGGAUAGCAUUUUAAAAUCGGGAUUUAUACCAAUCGAAUUGUAAUGAAAAGAAAAUCAAUAUACUGAUAUGAAACAAAUUAUGUCAAAGUUUAUAC